Daucus carota subsp. sativus is the source of this 1982-nucleotide messenger RNA. RefSeq names its product E3 ubiquitin-protein ligase RGLG2. Gene Ontology annotation, biological process: protein ubiquitination. Lineage: Eukaryota; Viridiplantae; Streptophyta; Magnoliopsida; Apiales; Apiaceae. The coding region runs from base 386 to 1687 and encodes 433 amino acids. The record is from RefSeq and is a predicted model, not a curated record. Gene Ontology annotation, molecular function: ubiquitin-protein transferase activity. Gene Ontology annotation, cellular component: nucleus. The transcript is spliced from 12 exons.
ACACAACAAUUACUCCUACAAACUUAUCUGCCCACGAAAUUUCGUGGAAGCAAGGGGAAAAAGAUAAUCAUGGCAGUAGUGAAAUUCUGCAAGGAGUAGGAAAUCGCCAAAAAUAAAAACUCAAUGCGCCCACUGGCCCUUAAAAAAACCAGCUUUAAAACAACCCUUUUGAGUUACAAUUUAGCUUCUGUGUUUUCUCUCUUAUCUCUCCAAAUCUCUCUCAGUCUCUCCCAAUCUCUCUCGUAUAAAAACCAGCAUUAAAGCAACCCUUUUGUGUUACUAUUCAGGUUCUGUGGUUUCUCGCUCAUCUCUCCCAAUCUCUCCCAGUCUCUCUGCAAACUCAACUCAACUCAGUUGUGCAGUUUUUGGACAAAGGCAGGACAAUAUGGGUGGAAAAAGUUCAAAACGUUCUGCCCCAGGCCGGUAUUCGUCUUUCAGCUCUAGUUCAAAUUCGUGGAGUCAUAAUGAGUAUCAACAGUCCACCUAUCCUCAACCAACACAAACAUAUGAAUCGGCACGUCCCCCUCAAAGCUAUGGUGGUCGGGCCCCUGAUACUAAGAAAGGGCCAGAGCGGAAAUUUGCAAAAAUAAAUGAUAACUUCAACAGCUUAGAACAGGUUACUGAAGCUUUGGCACAUGCUGGUCUGGAGUCAUCAAAUCUGAUUGUUGGUAUUGAUUUCACCAAGAGCAAUGAAUGGACAGGUGCAAGAUCAUUUAAUCGGAAAAGCUUGCAUCACAUAGGGGAUUAUCAGAAUCCUUAUGAAGAAGCGAUAUCAAUAAUUGGGCGGACAUUAGCUUCGUUCGAUGAAGAUAAUUUAAUUCCUUGUUUUGGAUUCGGAGAUGCAUCAACGCAUGACCAAGAAGUGUUCAGUUUCUAUCCGGAUGAGAAAUAUUGUGAUGGAUUUGAGGAAGUGUUGACACGAUAUCGAGAGCUAGUCCCACAACUAAGACUUGCAGGUCCAACUUCUUUUGCUCCCGUUAUUGAAAUGGCGAUUACUAUUGUUGAACAAAGUCGUGGCCAGUAUCAUGUUUUGUUGAUAAUAGCUGAUGGGCAGGUGACAAGAAGUGUCGAUACUGAACGUGGUCAGCUAAGCCAUCAGGAAAGAAAAACUGUAGAGGCAAUUGUGAAAGCCAGUGAAUACCCAUUAUCGAUCAUAUUAGUUGGUGUUGGGGAUGGACCCUGGGACAUGAUGCGAGAAUUUGAUGACAAUAUACCUGCUCGAGCCUUUGACAACUUCCAGUUUGUCAAUUUUACAGAAAUUAUGUCAAAGAAUCUAAACCGAUCCAGGAAAGAGGCAGAGUUUGCCCUUGCAGCCUUAAUGGAAAUACCUUCCCAAUAUAAAGCAACGCUGGAGCUUAAUAUUUUGAAUGCACAGAGAGGUAAGGCAAUAGACAGGAUUCCUCUACCCCCACCUCAGUAUGGUAUGGCAUCUCGAGGGGCAUCAAAGCCUUCACAGUCUACUCUUUUACGUCCAAGUGGAUCUUCUUCAUAUAAACAAACUCCAUCCGUCCCUAGUAGAGAGCCUCCAAGUUCUUCAGCUGAUGCCGAUCUAUGUCCCAUUUGCAUUACUAAUCCUAGAGACAUGGCGUUCGGUUGUGGACAUCAGACAUGUUGUGAAUGUGGCGAGGACCUUCAGCUUUGCCCUAUCUGUCGUAGCUCCAUCCAGACAAGGAUAAAGCUUUAUUGAAUCCAACUCGCCUUUCUUACGUCGUCUCAGACAGCUGAUAUUCCUUCCGAGAACAUUUCCUGAUGUGAUGAUGCCUUCGAUUUUGAAUCAAAACUGGCUGAUCAACUGGAUAUAUGAAGCUUCAGCAAAGUUAUAGCUAAAUUACAUUGCUUUGUACAUAUUUAUUGUAUUCAACCAUCAGUACAGGUCUUCCCUUCGUAAUCAGUCUUUGAAUGUUGCAAUAGUAAAUGUAAUUAAUGUGGGAAUGAAAAAUAAUACCACCACAAGUUAGUUGCAUUCCUAUCUUAUAAGUUAA